Messenger RNA from Chanos chanos (milkfish), 2219 nucleotides. It is a transcript of the gene brd3a, whose product is annotated as bromodomain containing 3a. The transcript has 11 exons. The coding region runs from base 220 to 2211 and encodes 663 amino acids. Gene Ontology annotation, cellular component: chromatin; nucleus. NCBI's taxonomy places the organism in Eukaryota, Metazoa, Chordata, Actinopteri, Gonorynchiformes, Chanidae. Gene Ontology annotation, biological process: regulation of DNA-templated transcription; chromatin remodeling. The record is from RefSeq and is a predicted model, not a curated record.
UAAAAAAGGAGCACCCCGGACCAUCACAAGCUAAACCCCCUCCGGAGUCCCGAAGGAAAGGUGUUAAGGUCAGGUUUUGAGAUGGGAUGUAGUCUCCCUCAAACACUGGAAAAGCAAACAGACAAAUCCAGAUAUCGAGCGUUUUGAAGAGCCAAGUUUUAUAUCUGCCUUGUGCAGAGAAAGUGAGUCCCACAAGAGUUCCCCUCGCAUUUCGCCAGCAUGUCGGACGUCACCUCAGCAACCCAAGUUCCACCUCCGUCAGGAAACCCUCCUCCCCCAGAGGUGACUAAUCCCAGUAAACCAGGUCGGAAGACCAACCAGCUGCAGUACAUGCAAAAUGUAGUGGUCAAGACACUGUGGAGGCAUCAGUUUGCGUGGCCAUUCUACCAGCCUGUCGAUGCAGUCAAACUCGGUCUCCCGGAUUAUCACAAGAUAAUAAAAAACCCAAUGGAUAUGGGCACCAUCAAGAAGAGAUUAGAGAAUAACUACUACUGGAGUGCUAGUGAAUGUAUGCAAGACUUCAAUACUAUGUUUACCAACUGUUACAUCUAUAACAAGCCAACCGAUGACAUUGUCCUGAUGGCACAAGCUUUGGAGAAGAUUUUCUUACAGAAAGUAGCCAUGAUGCCACAGGAGGAGGUGGAGCUUCUUCCGCCUGCACCAAAGGGCAAGGGCCGCAAGCCACAAGGCCCAGGCCAGCUGGAGGCAGCAGUGUCAUCAGCCUCUCCUCCGUCAACCUUCCCAGGCACCACUUCACCUGGAUCUCAGACACCUGUCAUAUCUUCUCCACCCGUUCCCACCAUUACCUCCAAUAUGCCCACUGUACAGAACACGCCUGCUGCACCCAUGAUGCCUGUUGGUCCUCCUGCACAACCUGUUGUCAAAAAGAAGGGGGUGAAGAGGAAAGCAGACACCACGACCCCCACUACCUCUGCCAUCACAGCCAGCAGAAGUGAGUCACCCACCCAACUCUCGGAAGCCAGUCAAGGCAAGAUCGGAUCAAGACGCGAGAGCACUGGUCGCCCAAUCAAACCCCCCAAAAAGGACUUUGAGGACGGGGAAUUAGCGCUGCACGGGGGCAAGCGGGGCAAACUGACAGAGCACCUUAAGUACUGCGACAGCAUCCUUAAGGAGAUGCUCUCAAAGAAACACGCAGCCUACGCCUGGCCCUUUUAUAAGCCUGUGGACGCAGAAGCCCUACAGUUACAUGAUUACCAUGACAUCAUCAAACAUCCUAUGGACUUAAGUACAAUCAAAAAAAAGAUGGACGGCCGAGAAUACCACGACGCGCAGAGCUUCGCCGCAGACGUCCGAUUAAUGUUCUCAAAUUGCUACAAGUAUAACCCACCUGAUCAUGAAGUGGUAGCCAUGGCCAGAAAACUUCAGGACGUUUUUGAGAUGCGUUUCGCUAAGAUGCCAGACGAGCCGGUAGAACUGAGUCCGCAGGCUGGCGCAGGCGUGGGAGGCGUGGUCAGUAAAAGCACGGCGAGCAGCGAGAGCAGCGGCGACUCCUCCAGCUCCGACAGCUCCGACUCCGAGGAGGAGAGGGCUACCCGGCUCGCCGAGCUGCAGGAACAGGUGGGUCCGGAACAGCUGAAGGCCGUCCAUGAGCAGCUAGCUGCUCUCUCUCAGGCCCCUGUCAGUAAGCCAAAGAAGAAGAAAGAGAAGAAAGAAAAAGACAAAAAGAAGAAAGACAACAAACACAACAAAGCCAAACCAGAAGAUGAGAAGAAGGCCAAGUCAACGCAGCCAGCCAAGCAAGCGCCACAGAAGAAAGGCCCAGCCCGGAAAGCUAACAGCACUGUCUCGGGCACAAGGCAGCCAAAGAAGGGAGCUAAGGGACCAGGCUAUGAGUCAGAUGACGACGAGGGGUCUCUGCCCAUGACGUACGACGAGAAACGACAGUUGAGUCUGGACAUAAACCGACUGCCUGGGGAGAAGCUAGGUCGUGUAGUACACAUCAUCCAGACGCGAGAACCCUCGCUGCGGGACUCCAACCCAGACGAAAUAGAAAUCGACUUUGAGACGCUCAAGCCCUCCACGCUGCGUGAACUUGAGAGAUACGUCAAGUCGUGUUUACAGAAGAAACAGCGAAAACCUUUACAGAAGACAGGCUCAGGUGCAGGUCGGCUCAGCGGAAGCAGCAGCUCCUCAGACUCGGGCAGCAGUAGCUCCAGCGGUUCCAGUUCAGACAGCAGCGAUUCUGACUGAACACAUGU